This is a messenger RNA of Hermetia illucens (black soldier fly), 3244 nucleotides long. RefSeq lists its product as uncharacterized. The record is from RefSeq and is a predicted model, not a curated record. NCBI's taxonomy places the organism in Eukaryota, Metazoa, Arthropoda, Insecta, Diptera, Stratiomyidae. The transcript has 7 exons. The coding region runs from base 117 to 3116 and encodes 999 amino acids.
AAUAAAUUUGCAUUAUGCGAGUAUCAAGUCCUUUUGAUCUAAUCGAAAUUAUUUUUGAAUAAAUUUGUAUUUAUCUGAUAAUUAUUGAAUUAAAGUGUCGCUAUUUAUGAGCAACAAUGAGUCAAAAAGAGUUCGUGCUAGACAUAAUUGUCAAUAAAUUAGAAUUGAAGGAUGAUCAAAUAAAAGAUACAAAAAAUCUUCUUGUGAAAUUUAGUUUCGAUGAUAUCCAGUUGGAUAUUACAACAAGUCGUAUAAAUGUUGCGGAUUUUGGGGAAGGGAGAAGUGUUGAAUUCUCAUCAACUUUGGAGGAUUUAAAGAGAAAACUAAGAACGACUCCAUUGGAGCUAACGAUUCUUAAUCCGAAUGUCAAUGCCGACUCUGGUGGUGACAAAUCCGAAGCAAAAUCCAACAGUAAAGUGAUUGAACAUGCUGGAGAAGGAAAUGACGGAGACACCAACUCAGAAAAGACUGAGCUGAACAGCACGUUCAAAUUAGGGACUUACACUGACAAGACCCCAUCAAAUAUUAUUGGGUCUGUAUCCUGCAAUUGGCCUUCAGCUCUCAUUGAGAAGCUUAAAGAUAACUGCACGGCAGUUAUUCCACAUAUUCAAGUUUGUGACAUUAAACGAAAUGACGAUGUUGUUGGGAACAUCACAUUGGGGAUCAUGCUGCACUGCAAAUGCGAGGAGCGACCCUCAACCACUGACCGUCCCUACACCAACGAUCGUGGUAUUUUAACUGCCUUCGAAAACAUCCACAAGGAAAUCGAGAAAAACGAUGUUUUCUUUGUUAUUGGUAAGAAACCUGAAGAACGUGAUGAUCCAAUUUCCGACUUUUUGCGAGAAGUCGCUCCUUGCUCUGAAUCUAAUAGACACCCCGUUCGACUGAAUACAAGUAGAUACAAAUUUCUUAGAGGGACUUUGGUAAAAGAUUGUGACGCCCUGAACAAUGAUGUUUGUGGACAACAAGGAGGAUGUCCUGAUUGGUAUCAACCACCAGCGAGGCCCGCCGAAAUUUUUAAGAACAAAGAAAAACGACGAUCCUGUCAUUGUGACAUCGCGCAAUUAGAGCUGGUAAAUAAAGGACGAUUAUCUACCAAAGUGAGGAAACAAAGUGGAAAACCUGAUAGAAAAGUGAAAGAAAAUGUAUGCCACCCUGUUGAAAUGCCCCAAGAAGAAAUCAAUCCCACGAAGAUGCUUCACCAAAUAUUGGAAGAUCGCCUCAAAUUGUAUGAACGUGAACAAGAAAAACUUGGCAAAGGUCGUCAAGAUGCUACCAACCUUCAAGCGAAGGAUACGCUUCCAAUUAGAUAUUGUAUCAAAUGUUGCCAAAAUUUAACAUUUCAAGCCAAAUUUGCGCCAUGUCCUAACUGUGGAUAUCGUCCUUCUAAAAAAACUGUUUUUAGAAAAGAUGAAACUGCAGAGGACAUCGCCCAAGAAUGGGACUCAGACGAAAAAUGUUUCUUGGAAAACAACGGCUUCAGCAAAUACGACCAUUGCACAUGUCAUGAAAGGGGAGAUCGUAAGAAUAAGGAUCGAAAAUGCUUGUAUUGCCGAAUUAGGAAAAUUUGCGAUGAAGUCACGGACUUCGGCCCGCAAAAUGAAAGUUUGACAAGUCCUCGUAAGGAUCGCAUCCUUUCAGAAAGUGAUAGGGACGCAGAUAAUGAAGAUGCUUUGUGCGAUGAAAUUAUAGCAGAAUAUGGCGAUGAUCCUAAUAAACAAAUUCCUAAGAAAAAAAUAUGGAAAGGGGGAGCUGAAGCGCCAAGGCUCUCACUUAUCAUGGACUUCAUGAAACAGCAAAUCGCACCACCUAUAGAAGAGCCUUUAAAUGAGAGUGUAAAGUCUAGAAAAGGUAAACCAAAGAAGGAUUUAGAAAAAACAACUAUGACGGUAAAACAGAGGAAACCAAGUAAAAACGAGGAGCAGGAGAUAGCUAGUCUGUCAAGAGAGGAACGAAUAAAGAAAAUGAUGGCGAGUAUAUGUGACCCAGAGCCUGAAAAACCACCUAAGAAAACCAAACCUAAAACUAUCAAACAACUAAUGAAAGAAAUGAAACGAAAAUACCGUCACCGCUAUUGCUAUCCAAAACGGAAGCCCGUUCUAAAGUCUGCUUUCAAUCACGACGAAUGCGUACCUGAAAGUUGCCGCGUUCCAGCAAACAUGGGUUGGCUCUGGAAUCGUGAUGCGAAAGCCAUGAAAAGAGGCUGGCGGCCAGGAAAAAUUGGUCGUUCAAUUCGAGAACUGAUGACAUAUUUCCUGACUGAGUUUCCAGUCGACACUCUACCAACAACUCAAGAAACUACUGCCUUAAAAAGGCCAUCACUUCUUCCCGAGCCUGAAGAGGAGCUGGUCCAAAAACCCACGCUCCAUAUUCAGAAGCGUUAUGGGAAAUAUUUCGUAACGAUGCAUCCACUGAAAUCGGAACAAGAACUAAAACGAAGUGCUGAUCCUUACGCAAAGGCUGACCCGAUCCAAUUCAUUGUCACAAAGGAUCCCAUUGAACUGAAACGACGCCAAAUCAAGCGCUACCUAAAGGAAAUCGGCUUUAAGAAAUGUGAAUGCAAUGAACCGAUUUCGAAAUGCACUUGCCGUAGUUACAUAGAGAAAGAGCGUCUAGAGAACUCCCUUAAGGACAUUUGUGACGUAUUGCAAACAUCAACUCUGAAAGACAUGCUUUGCUUAUCGGACACUACAGAUAGUGAAAGUCAUCUCAACAUCGAAUUCACACCACCAGCGGGAAUAAUUAAACCACACUUGAAAGAGAAACCCGAUAUUGCGGAGAUGUGCACCCAAUAUCAGGAAAAAGACUACAUCAUCGCACUUCCCGAAAGAACUGAAGCAAUGAUUCGUAAGGAAGCUAGGAAGAAAAAGAGGCAUUCUUGUUCUGGACCCAUUGCUCAAGGUCCUUGUCAAUCAGAAUCAAAACAGCGAAAAUAUCGCAAGGCGAAACAUACGACACCUGGAUCUCCUGGUAAAUCAUCAGAAAGGCACUUAGCAGGACAAGAUAGAAGACUGCACGGUAAAGACCGCAAAGGAAAGUCCGCUAAGGGUCAAACCGCCAAAGGACAAUCCACUAAAAGGCAGACGUCAGCUAAGACUAAGGGAAACAAGAAAUAGGUACGACUUAGGUAGGGUUGAAAAGGAAAAUGAAAGUGCAACCCAGAGUGUAAAUAAGUGUAGUGACUUUUUCCAAUUAAAUUAAUGGCAGUUGAAGAGCAAGAAUGAGUAGUAAAUUUUUUGAUGAC